CAGCUGUUCCGAGCGAGCGCAGCGCCGCAACAAAAGGACCCGGACGCCGGCGGCGGCCUGGGGCAGCUGGAGGCUGGAGCCGCCCCGCGCCGCCGUCCCGGGACCUGCGAGCAGCGCCCGCCGCGGCUCGGCCUAUGUGUGAAAAGCGACUGGGAAGCUGUUAAUUUUAAGUCCACAAGCCAAUAUAAUAUAAACUGGCAGCAUAAUUUUCAAGGGCCCCUACUUGGAACCAGGACCUGCUAAUUUCAGUGACUAAGGCCUUGCAGGAUCUGGUUCCUACUCAGCCUGUGGCUUGCUCCUGAGACCGUCUCUCUAGUUCCGGAGCCAUACAGAAGGCACCACAUUCUCGUCUGCAGGAUUUGUAGUGUUCCUGCCCACCCUCCAUUCCUGAUCACAGCCACGGAAGGUUAAAGCCACUUACUGCAGCGGCAUAGCCAGCAAGGGCUAAUGACUCUUCUUGAUUUUCACUUAAGUUGAAUUAAGCACCCUGCGCACUUUAAUUUCCUGUCUGUGCCAUCUGGCCAAGUAAAGGCAGAGUUUUGAAAUCUCAGCUAUAAAGACAUCAGCCAAAGUCUUGUUCUUGCCUUAACAAUGUUCCAGAGGCUGAAUAAAAUGUUUGUGGGUGAAGUCAAUAUUCCUUCUAACCAAGAACCAGAAUUUAGUGAGAAAGAAGAUGAUGAAUGGAUUCUUGUUGACUUUAUAGAUACUUGCACUGGUUUCUCAGCAGAGGAGGAAGAAGACGACAAUGACAUCAGUCAGGAGUCGCCUACCGAGCACCCUUCAGUCUUUUCCUGUUUGCCUGCAACUUUGGAGUGCUUGGCUGACAGCAGUGAUUCCUGCUUCCUGCAGUUCGAGUCGUGCCCGAUGGAGGAGAGCUGGUUUAUCACCCCUCCCCCGUGUUUCACUGCAGGUGGAUUAACCACUAUCAAGGUGGAAACCAGCCCUCUGGAAAACCUGCUCAUUGAACAUCCUAGCAUGUCUGUCUAUGCUGUGCACAACCCCUGCCCUGGCCUCAGUGAAGCCAGCUGUGGGACUGAUGAGUUCCAUAACCCAAGCAGUCCCAGAGUGGAAGCCCAAAGCGAAAUGGGGCAACACAUUCACUGCUAUGUUGCAGCUCUUGCUGCUCAUACAACUUUUCUGGAACAGCCCAAGAGCUUUCGUCCUCCCCAGUGGAUAAAAGAACACAGUGAAAGACAGUCACUGAGCAGAAACAGCCUUCGUCGCCAAAAUCUUAGCAGGGAUGGCCACUCUCGGCAAGUGAGGCACGGUGGCUGGGUCGUCCACCAGCCUUGCCCUCGUCAGUACAAUUACUAGGAACUUGCAAGUUUUGCUGGUUGGUUUUUCUUGGUUUGUGCAUAUGUGUUUGGACAUACAAUGAACAUGCUGUCUCUUUACAGCCAGUUGUGACCAAUCACAUAGUUUAUCAGUGUGUUUAGACACUAUCUUAAAACCUAGAUUUCUAUGCUGUAUACCACCUGAUGCCUUGCUCCUAACAUUUACUUUUUUGUAAGUUUUUCAGAAUAUUUUAAAAAACAUAUCAAUAUAAUUACAGUGUUUGGUGUUUGGGGGUGUCUGUAUUAAAAUGUAGAUGAAUUAGCAUUUUAAAGACAUUUCUUCCCCCUGAGUAUGGGAACAGGCAUCUUUCAGUUUCAUUUUGUUUUGUAUUACUUAAUUGAUCUUUUGAGCAAGCAAAAUUUAUUCUCAGGGUCACCCAUAUACUUUAUUGACCAGUACUUGAUAAUCUUUUCUGUAUAUAAUGAAUACAUUUUUACACACUAACAUGAGCAUUAAUAGAUGAUAUUUGCCAUGGAUAUAAUGGAAUGGCUGGACUUCCUUUUGAAAGAAAACUUGAUAUAUUUCUGUGUGUGAAAUUUUUUUUUUCAGAUGAGUCAUUCAGUUCACUAUGGAAUUCAGGUACAUAAAGCUUUAGUGAACAGUGCAUUCAGUAAUUCCAAUGUGACUGUGUGAUGUGGUACAAAUAUUGUAGGUGUCACAGACAAAAGCACUCGUCUUACAUACACAGGGAAGAAAUGAGACCUGUGAAAUUCUAUUUGGAAAAAUUCAUGUCUAUAAGUGACCCUUAGUCCAGUAUUUAUUCUUUCCUGUCAGCUUUGUCCACUGCCCCUCGCCAUCAGCUGUAAGUUGAAAACUGCUUGAGCAGGCAGGCACUUGAGUGACUUCAUAUAUCUGCCACAGGAAGAGAGACUGCAGAAUCCCCUACGUAAGCCUGUGCUAUCAAGGGGCAAGGGAGGGCGAAGAGGGAUCUCUCAAGGUGCCUUUUUGUAGGCCUGAGCGAAGAGCGAAGAGUGACACGUUGGCUUCCUUGAGUCCUCAUCUUUUAACUUCAGGCAGAAUCUUUAACCACUUGGGCCUGUGUCCUGCACAGCAGGGCAGUUGUGACAGUGCCUCCUUCACAGUAGCUGUGAGGACGCGUCCUGACUGGAAGUGGGCUUUCCAGACUGAACCUGGUGUAAACUUCCAAGCGCCUUUUUACUGAACCGAGCAAUGGAGGCCGUGGCUGUGUUUCUGCCACAACUGCUCUUCAGUGUUGGUGCUGAUGAGGCCAGAGUGCAGGGUUCAGCUCACACACAGGCCAGUUAACUCCACAUAGAAGAACCGAUUCCCUUAGCUCUAGUCGGUCACUUGUUUUCCUGCAUUUGUGAUGGGUUUUGUUGAGCCACCCACACACUCACCAGCUUCCUCAAGUUAGUGAACACAUACACGCAGUUCGGAGCACACUGUAGUGACGGAUCAGGAUCGUUGCCUUUAAAAUCCAGCAGCUUACUCUCGCAUCGCCUCUGCAGCCCUAGUUAAAUGAACGUGCAUCCAAGACGUGUUUUCAAGGCAAAAAGCAGCAUACAGUUACAUGAAGUAUUAUAUUUUUUCAGUAACUCGAUGCAGGGAGUCCUGGGACUGAGGAAGAGCUCUGUGCUUCUCUGACCAGGGCGUUCAGAGUUGGAUGGGUCGAGCAGUUGGUGGUUUAGAUUGUUCUUCCGCUGGCUGCAGUGACAAGCCAGAAGUCUCUGUACAAGAGUCUAGAUCUCCCUUUCCUUGUCCCCUUUUAUACUGACUUCCCUUUUAUUUAUUUAUUUUCUAAUUAGGGGCCAAGUCUGCAAAGUUUUGUAAAACUGAGUUAGAAGUUAUUUGUUGCUAUUUGUGUUUACGAGUUGGGUGAUGAGGUAGUUUUCAUGAAGGUGUGUAUGUUUUAUACCGUGUGUGUUUAGGGCCUCAUGGUCGUAACUUGAAAACAGACCAGCUAAAUGUCCUUGGAACCGAAGCCUCUGCAUACAUGGGGUGACUGUGUCUUACAUUGCAUGCAAACUGUUUGUACCUCACAAGCUACAGAAGUUCAGCCAUGGGAACUUAUUUGGCAGCAUGAAUAGAUUUGUAUAUAAAAGUGCAAUGGUCUUUUUAAAUUGCUUCCCCCUUCAAGAUUUCUUGAUCCCUUAUGUUCAUAUCUCUGCUACUGACUUUUUGUUCCCCUUAUCUGGGUCUACUUUUUUAUGCUUUACACCUAGCAAAAAAAAAUUUCUGCCACUAGAAUUUUUAUCAGGGCUAGGAUUACACCACCUAUGAUAACGCAAUGUGGUUUCUGUGUCGGUAUCUAAGGUCCUAAAAUUGGCAAAUGUAAGAAAAUGGUUACAUAAUUCAGUAGAAAUUCUUGAUCACUAGAUGUUUAUUAGGUAUCCAGUGUGUAAGACAUGAGGCCAAUAAUCACACAGAAUGAUGUUGACCUGUUAAGUAUUCUUUGAAACAUGGCCAAAAUGUAUUUUGAGUUGACUAUUUUUGCUGUUGUAACUGUUAGUGGUUUACAGUGUGUUUCAGUGCAUAUUACUUAAAAGCUCAGCAGUGAGAAAUAAGACCCCUCUGAAUUAGUAGUGCUGGCCAUUUUGAAACUGGUAACUUAGAAUGUUACUCCAAAAAGUCUGAAAUAUGUGGUGUGUACAAGCAGUGCUUUGUGAAUGAGUUUGAGUUUUUACAAAGCACCACAUUCCUUAAAGUUUGUGUUUUUGUUAAUAAAACAUUAUAUAAUGCAUAUCUGAUGUUUACUACUUUUUCUUCCUCAGCUGAUUGAAUUAUGCCCUGUACUGUAAGCUGAAGGUUAGCCAUCCGUUAAUUUAUCUUUCGUGGCAGUGGGUUUAUACGGGUUGGGUGGGUAGUUUUUUUGGUCAAAGAUGCAAAGUGAUUGGAUUUUUACUUCCCACUGCAGAGGGAGCGUUCUUUUAACAUUAAUUUCUUGUGUAUUUUUCCAAUUCCCACGUAAACUGUUCCUGUUUACGUUCUUUCCAUUUUAUGAGUUCUUGGAUUCCGCCGACAAGACAGUUUACUUAAAACUGAGAGGGGUGCUGAGCAUUGCCCUUUAUGGCCCUUUGCUUCUCAAACCUGCAUAUAACACUGGUUUAGUAAUCUUUGUUACAAGAUGAAUUUCUGUGCUAUUUCUCCUUCCCUCAAGGAAAUACACUGUCUUUAUAUAUUCUUAGAAAAGAAUAAGGGUAUUUUCCUUAUCUUCAUUUUCUGAGUUGGAAACAAAAAUAUGCAGGACUCCAACUAGAAGAUAGACAGUCACACUUAAAUGGGUUCGUGAGAAAAUUUUCCAUAUUUUUGUUUUAGAAUCAGUUAAGACUGCUCCCUGCACGGGAGAUACUAGCAUACAUUGGUAAUGUUACCUUGCAGUUAAUCUUUUUAUUUUAUGAGGCCCACCUAUACUCAUUAAACUCUUUAAAAGUUGGGCUCCCAUGAUGGAUGGUUUUCUGCCAUCAGCCAUGCUGAUGUAUUAUAAAUGGCAUCCUUUUCUACUUAUUUUAAUGCUUAAAAUUUUAUAUAAAAUGCUUUAUUUAGAAAAGCUACAUAAUAGUAAUGGUGUCGCCUUUGCCAUGUGUCAGUUCCACUUAAAAUGUGACACCAGUUAAAGUGGUUUAGAUGGAGAAAGAGGUGUACUGGAAAACAACCAGAAAAGGGUAUCUUUUCUCAUUGGCAAAUGGUAUCUUUUACGUGGGAGAAGUUACAGUUCAGGAGGAGGCAGCUUAUAUAGAUGUUUUGUGUAUCUUUGAGAAUUUUCAUUGUGACAUUGAAAUUUUGUAUAAUUAUUAAAUGCCCAGUUUUGUUCUGCAUUAACCUGAAGAUUUAGUAUUGUUUUCUAGAUGGACUUUAUACAAACCAAACCAAUACUUGGGGAGGUUCGAUGUAUGUGUUUCAGGAUUGGAGUGUGUGAGUGGUUUUGUUUGGUUUUUUGUUGUGUCUUCCCCUGAAGUUUUGAAUAUAAUUAAUAACUGUGUGUUUUUUUUUAUGUGGCUUUUUUUCAAGUAAAAUUGUGAACACAUUUGCUUUUCCAGGGCAGGGCAUGAGUUCCAGAGACUGAAGAGUAUUGUAGGUUGUACUAUGUGCCUUCUUGAUGUGUUUCGGGACACACGUUUUUUUCAUCAACUUGAAAAACUCAAAAGGGACAUUUGGUUAGAUUGUAUACUGUACAUCAAUCUAUGCAUAAAUGGCAGCUUGUUUCCUUGAGCCACUGUCUAAAUUUUUGUUUUUAUAGAAAUUUUUUAUAUUGAUUGGUUCAUAGAUGGUCAGUUUUAUAGAAUGAACAAUACAGCACUUUGCCAAAAACAAUUGUAGCAUUGCUUAAACAUUGUGUAUUGACACAGAUCUUUGUAAUUGGGUUCAGUGUGCAUUUUGCACUGCCUGAAGUUAUGGUUUUUACUGUCAGUAAAUAAAAUGUCCUUUAACGUC
Messenger RNA from Cavia porcellus (domestic guinea pig), 5727 nucleotides. RefSeq names its product tumor protein p53 inducible nuclear protein 1 (gene Tp53inp1). The record is from RefSeq and is a predicted model, not a curated record. NCBI's taxonomy places the organism in Eukaryota, Metazoa, Chordata, Mammalia, Rodentia, Caviidae. Gene Ontology annotation, biological process: positive regulation of DNA-templated transcription; autophagosome assembly. Gene Ontology annotation, cellular component: nucleus; autophagosome. The transcript has 6 exons. The coding region runs from base 592 to 1314 and encodes 240 amino acids.